Molecule: messenger RNA, 1122 nt
Organism: Plasmodium malariae
Lineage: Eukaryota; Apicomplexa; Aconoidasida; Haemosporida; Plasmodiidae
Product: lysophospholipase, putative
Exons: 1
Coding region: 1-1122 (373 amino acids)
Cellular component (GO): membrane
Molecular function (GO): lipase activity
Source: RefSeq, a predicted model, not a curated record
AUGGCUGAAUAUGAACUUUGUUAUAAUGAAUUUAACUUAACUAAUUGCACAGAUGGAAGACCAGCUCUGGAUGCAUUUUAUAAUAAAGAUGGAUUAUUAUUAAGAACGUACGGAUGGUUAAUAAAAAAUGCUAUAGGUAUUAUAAUAUUAAUUCAUGGUUUAAAUUCACAUGCAAGAUUUUCCUUUUUAAGACAUAACGUCGAUAUAGUAAAUAAUGAUAAGGCUAUAUUGAAAGAUGAGCAAAAUUAUUAUGUAUACAAGGACAGUUGGAUAGAACAUUUUAAUAAAAAUGGAUACUCAGUAUAUGGUAUAGAUUUACAAGGUCAUGGAAAGUCCGAUGGCUGGAGGGAUUUAAAAGUUAAUGUAAAAUCAUAUGAUGAUUUAGUAUAUGAUGUAAUACAGUAUAUUAAAAAAAUUCAUGAAAAGUUAAGCGUAGCUGAUGAAACAGACAGUGUACUUUCAGGUAGUAGCAACAUAUGUAAAAGAGAAGCACUUCCUACUUAUAUAAUAGGUCAGUCAAUGGGAGGAAAUAUUGCUUUAAGGACAUUGCAAAUUUUAGGAAAAUCAAAUGAGGAUAUUAGAGGAAAAUUAAAUAUUAGAGGAUGUAUAUCAUUAUCUGGAAUGAUUUCCAUCGAGUUAAUGGCUGCAUCUCCUCGUUCCUAUAAAUACAGUUGCUUUUAUUUGCCCUUUGCAAAAGUUAUUUCUUGGUGUUUUCCAAGAUUUCGAAUUAUAAAUAAGGCACGUUAUAUAAGGUACCCCUAUAUGAAUGAUAUUUUAGGAAUGGAUAAAAUGCGCUACAAAAAGGGGAUAACAAGUAGAUUUGGGCACGAACUUUUAAAAUCAAUGAAGAUUUUAGACAGAGACAUCCGAUAUAUUCCUAAAGAUAUUCCCAUAUUGUUUAUCCAUUCAAAGGAUGACACUUUGUGUUAUUAUAGGGGAGUUGUAUCAUUUUUUAAUAGACUAACCAAUGAUAAAAAAGAAUUGCAUAUCUUGGACAAUAUGGAACAUAUGUUAACUGUGGAACCUGGAAAUGAAAAUGUUUUAAAAAAAAUUAUGGACUGGUUAAGUGAUAUAUCUUCAUCAGUACUGAAUAAAAAAUAUAUAAAUGAAGAAUCAGAUUAA